This is a messenger RNA of Symbiodinium sp. CCMP2456, 1341 nucleotides long. The record is from the annotation of a GenBank genome assembly. NCBI's taxonomy places the organism in Eukaryota, Dinophyceae, Suessiales, Symbiodiniaceae.
AUGAGUCGUCCUAGCGCGACACUCAAGGUUAUGUCUUACAACCUUAUGGGCUGGUCGUCCUUUAACGCGAACUCCUGGAAGGGCGAAAACGUCCUGGGCAAGAUCAACUCCUGGGAGCCGGACCUGCUGGGCGCACAGGAGGUUGAGAAGGGCGGCUGGGGCUACCAGGAGGUGGAGGAGCUGGUCGUGUCAACAACAGGAUUGAACUUCGCAGGUGGCAGUCAGUUCUUCAAGCCGUCGAAGCUGGAGAAGCUGGACGAAGACUGGACAGCCCUUGUUGGAGGGUAUUGGAUGUCAAUGGCCUUGUACAAGCACCUGGAUACAGGACGUGAAAUUUUGUUUUAUGACUCCCAUUGGAAGCACGGGUAUGGCUUGCAGCAGGCGGAAACGAUUGCGAACAAGAUCGCAGCAGACAGGACGAAGCACGGAUCGCCACCAACGAUUCUCGUGGGGGACACCAACCAAUUCUGCGAGGGCCCGAAGACCGAGGCCCUGCGGUAUUUGAAAGGUGAGCUGCAGGGAAGCCAGGGCUUCUCACCAGUGGACCUGGUGGACGUCCAUGGCGAGGACCAAGGGCGAUCCUUCAGUGAUGACAACAACCCGGACUGCAGGGUGGACUUCAUCUUGGCCAGCCAGGGGCAGUGGUCCGUCGUGCAGGUUGCCGUCGACAGAGGAGGCAUCCGGAUCCUAGCAAUCACGAUGCUGAGGACACGACAUGUCACGCGACGGUCUCACGUCAAGUUCGGGCAUGGAAAGGGGGUCGAAGUUCCCGGCUUGACGUGCAUGACGUUGGAGGUCCCCUCCGUUCAGAGCAAGGAGGCCUGGAACAGUUUCCUCCAGCUGUUCUCGUUGGCCGACGGCAUCGUGAUCCUGCGCAUAUCGGAUGAUGCGGAACAUGAUCAGGAAGGCUACGUGGCAAAGUCCCCACUGCUGGGUGAGGUGUAUGAGAUCGUUCAAAGCAGACCAAUGUUCAUCGUCUGCGUGUGCAAGGGCCCAGUUCGAGCUUCGCUGAUGACUUUCCCGGCGAUCUCGCAGCUGGUGCUGGCCACAACAGGGGCUUCGUUUGGCUUGCCCAAGUACCGACAUGACCUACAUCCCAUCACCCAGAUUGCUCUAAAGAAGAGAAUGAUGGAGAAGGCUGUUCGCCGUCUUCAGCUAGUUGGUGAUCCGAUCGAUGCAAACGAAGCGCAGAGGUUAGGUUUGGUGGACUUCAUCGGUGAUGAGGCGGAGGUGGAGAACGAGAUAUGCAGGUUAGUCUACAGAAACUGUUCGCCCUCGAGCCAGUAUUUCAUGUACAAGUCCGACCUUGUCAAGGCAAUGAGAGCCAAAGAGGAAGCUUGA